Molecule: messenger RNA, 2649 nt
Organism: Cyanistes caeruleus (blue tit)
Lineage: Eukaryota; Metazoa; Chordata; Aves; Passeriformes; Paridae
Source: RefSeq, a predicted model, not a curated record
UCUUUCUGUUUUCACAGGAUAGAUAAAUUACUUAAAAAUACUUCUGGUUUCCAUGCAGCAUUUUCACUGACUUUGGUUGUGAAGGCUCAUCAUAUGAUACAGAUAACUUAAAGAGAUCUUGGACAGUUCUUGAAGGUUUUUUGACUACAUUCUACAUUUUGAAUUGCAAUAAGAGUUGCAACACAGCACAUGCCUAAGUAUGCAGUCUGCUAAUAUGCUUCUUAGAAAAAUUUUAAGAAGUUCUGACCUUCCAUUUGCUGCACAACAUGGGAUGAAAAAGGAUUUCCUUCCACUCAGUAGAACUCUGAGUUUAUCACUUUGUCUGAAGCAGGACAAGGCAUGUGAACCCUCAGAAAAACUAGAUUUAGAUGAGUGGAAGAAGGUAAUGAAAUCCGGGUUGCAAGAAGAGGUCAGUGAGAUGGUCUCGGAGCCUAAGGAGCUUUCCAGUUUGGCUGCUGCACGUGAGACUUUGGAGAUGUGGAGACUAGCUGGCAGAGCAGUUCCAGAAAAUAUUAGUGAAGAACAGUUAAAAACUUUUAUGGAGUGUCCUUCUAAGUCAGCCAAAAAGAAGUAUGUAAAAUAUUUGCAUCUCAAAGAACUUCACAAGAAAAAUGACAAAAGAAAGAUGGAUGAGAAAAGGGAAAGGAGGCUGGAAGCACAAGAUCAAGCUUCAAAAACAGAUGAGACAAAAAAGAGUUCAUUCAUAUGUAUGUGGUCCAGCACUAUGGAUAAAGCAUACAACUGGAGGGCUGCUCAGUCCAUGAUCUUUGGCCAGCCUCUAGUAUUUGACAUGUCUUAUGAGAAAGAAAUGUCUGUCCGAGAAGUCACAAAUACAGUGAGACAGAUAGUAAUGAGUGAAAGCUGCAACCGGAAAUCUGUGGAUCCAUUCCAUAUCCACUUCUGUAACUUCAAAGAUGAUAGCCUCUAUCAUAGGGAAUUUAUCAAGAAUUAUAGAGAGGCAUGGGACAAACUGCUUAUCACAGUGACAGACCGGUGCUACACAGAAAUCUUUCCAAAGGAUAAGCUUAUCUAUCUGACAGCUGAUUCUCCCAAAGUAAUGAAAACAUUUGAUCACGAUAAGAUCUAUAUUGUUGGGUCAAUGGUUGACAGGAGCAUAAAAACAGGAGUCUCUUUAGCACGGGCAAAGCGAUUAGGACUGGAGACUGCAGCCCUUCCACUGGAGAAGUAUUUGCUUUGGAAUACUGGUGCCAAAAAUCUCACGCUGGAUCAAAUGAUGCAUAUUUUAUUAACCUUGAAAGAUACUGCUGACUGGAAGAAGGCUCUGGAAUUUGUUCCAAAAAGGAAAUAUUGUGGUUUUGUAAACAAACCUCUAAAGGAUCUGAAAAAAACAUUAGAGCUGGUCAACACACUUAAACUUGGAAAGGGACGACAAGUAGAAGAAAAGCGAUUUGUCAAGAACUACCCCAAGAAGUAUAAACUAAAGCAAAAGUAGAAUGAUGGGGAGGAGAAUGAAUUUUUUACAUACAAGCUGUGUCCUUUAAUGCUUCGGCUUCUCGGUACAUCUGGAACUCUGUUCAGCUCUUAAUCCCAGAACAUGUUUUGUUGCUUACAUAUGAAAUGAUCAUUGUUAAGAGUUGGGUUUUUUAAAUUACUUUACUAGUCCAGCUGUUUAAAUUUAUUCACACAUUAUUGAAAUUAUGUAAGAGAAAUGAGAUAAUCUGUUGUAAAAAAAAAGAAAAACUCUACAUGAAGACUAUCAGUCUGUUCAGUGGAACUGUGCUUGGGCAAGGGUAAUUGUUACUGAAUGCAAAGGUCUUCAGAGCUCACUACUUUGGAGGCUGUCUACAGUUUUAUUCUAAAAGAUGACUAAGAUGAAGUAGAAGAGACCUCUCCCAUUACUUCCUGAGUCCUCUUCUGUGCAGAUGAAUUGACCUUUGGUAGCUGAACUAAAAUGGUUAAAACCUUGCAUGAGUUUGGGGCACUGCACCAUUUAUUUCUGGAUGUUCUAUCUGGCACAAAUCAAGUCACUGUUUGGAAGGAAUAAGGCAAAUUUUGUGACUGCACCAAAAAAAAACAAACCAAAAAAAAAAAACCAAAAAACAACUCACCUACUUUUGUGUAAGACUUUUAUCCCAGAGUACCUGUGUUUUCAGGCCAUGUAAUGUAGAUUUCCCAAAGUGCUGGAACUUAUGAGAUGGUAAACAGUCCUAUUAGUAAAUACUUGGAGGAGCAGAGAGCUUUUUAAUUAUUUCUCACAGCUCAAAAUGUUUUGGUGUCUGAAAGUCUGUGUUCAGGCUGCAGAGCUGCCAUGGGCAGCUAAAUACAGGCCUGCUCUGCUGUCUGUAGGAUGAGGAGGGUUUUCUUUGUGAGUGAUGGUUGAAGUCAGUGAUGGCACAUGAUGAGUUGGUGCUGACCCACUCCCUGGGGACCUCUUCCUACCUGCUGUUGCAAGGUGGGGGUUGGAAGGCAGAAGAUUCUCUAGCCCAAUACUGCCCUUCACUGCCUGUUGCGAGGUGCAGGGACCUCCAGGCAUGGAUAGCCUCUGGCACAGGGAAAGAGCUGCUUCCUUUCAGCUUACAGUGGUUGGGAAGUACACAAUGCUUCACCUUAGGGUGGUGUUCCAGGUGAUGAUUGUGAAAAACGAGGUUCACAUAAUUUUUAUAGAAUUUAAAAGUUUAAUGAAAAAAA